AUGGUGUACCCCUUCCAGCCCUGGAGCCACAACCUGGCCAGCAUUCGCUCCACUCCGAGCGAGGCCUCGUCCAGCAAUCACAAUGUCUGCCUCAGUUUCAGCUUCGAUUCCCAAUACUCCGCGACCAGCAUCACCAGCAUCACCAAUGUGCCUCCACCGCCGCCGCCGUCUCCCUGCACCAAUGACCUGACCGACAUCACCCCCCGCAAGUGCUCCUUCUCCACGGGCUACGAUCUCAACAACUCCUGCGCAUUCCCUUCCUGGCCCAAGCGACAGUCCCUCUUGGGCGAGUCGGAUUGUUCGACCGCCAGUGCCUACGUGUCGGAUGAGGACCUCGGCAUCGACUGCGCGAUUCCCUGCGACAUGACCGUCGACGAGGAGUCCGCCGCUCCGCAACCGACCCCAGCCGUCGGAGCCAGCCUCACCACCGAGCAGCAGAUCCAGAUGCUCCGCGCCGCCGCCGAGGAGGAAGCCCAGCGCGCGCAAUUCCUGGCCCAGGUCCAGGCGCACGCGCGGGCCCAGCAGGCCCUGCGCGUCGCCCAGCUGGCCACGCUGGAACGCGAAAACUCGAAGCGCAAGAAGCGCAAGGCCAUCGUCCCCGAGCGCCGACGACGCACCUCCAAGCCAUUGCGCUCUUCUUAG
Messenger RNA from Aspergillus campestris IBT 28561, 642 nucleotides. RefSeq lists its product as uncharacterized. The transcript has a single exon. The record is from RefSeq and is a predicted model, not a curated record. NCBI's taxonomy places the organism in Eukaryota, Fungi, Ascomycota, Eurotiomycetes, Eurotiales, Aspergillaceae. The coding region runs from base 1 to 642 and encodes 213 amino acids.